AACUUUAUAUCAAUGGGUAUAUAAGUAAUUUGUAAACCAAUUAUUAAGUGAACUAAAUAGCAAUUGUGUUUUUACCACAAUUGAUUGUUCAGUUGUGUUGACUCUCACUAUCAUCUUAUAUUAAAACAUUCAACAAAACACAUAUUGUCUGAAACAAAUACAGCAAUGAAAUUGUGUUUAGCAUUGAUUGUGGUGUGUAUUUGUGGGACAAUAUGUGCCCAAUCGGCUCUACAGACAAACUACGAGUACUACACCGCCGGUGGCAUAAAGUCGGGACUGAAGGCCGACACACAGGACUUUGUACUCAACGGCAAAAAGAUAAGCCUAAUUAGCGGUUCAUUGCAUUACUUUCGGUUACCACAAGAGUACUGGAAGGACAGGCUAUUGAAGUUCAGAGCCGCCGGACUCAACGCCGUGCAGACAUACAGCCCAUGGAAUCUGCACGAAGAGACGCCCGGCCACUGGGACUUUGAGACCGGUGUCCUAAACCUGAGGGCGUUUUUGGAUGCUGUCAAAGAGGCCGACAUGUUUGUCAUGUAUCGGAUCGGGCCGUAUAUGUGCGGUGAGUGGGAUCUGGGCGGCUACCCGUCGUGGCUGCUCCGGGACCCCCACAUGAGACUCCGGUCCAACUAUAAGCCACACCUGGAGGCGACCGAAACGUUUUACAAGAAGGUGUUGGCCAUCAUUGAUGAAUACCAGUUCACUAAAGGCGGACCCGUAAUAGCGAUGCAGUUUGAGAACGAGUUCGGAGGCAUUCAUAGCGCCAACGAUAAGGAGUACUUCCAGUUCAUGAAGAAUACCAUUGAGGCCAACGGUUUCAAAGAGUUGCUCACAAAUUGCGACUCCUUUGGCACAGCGGCCGACUCCGUGAAGCUCGGCUUUAAAGAUGUUUUAGAGACCGACAACUUUAAUACCGAUUCGCUAAAACUGUUGACCGCGUUGCGUAAGGCGCAGCCCAAUAAGCCCCUGUAUGUGUCGGAGUUUUGGCCAGGGUGGUACGAUUCAUGGGGUGAAAAACAACACCACGUUUACGACGUGAACAAGUUUGAGAAGGAGGUGACGGAUGUCUUAUUCAACGCCAACUCAUCCAUCAAUUUCUACAUGUUUUUUGGCGGCACUAACUUUGGGUUCAUGAAUGGCGAUACU
This is a messenger RNA of Medioppia subpectinata, 1146 nucleotides long. Lineage: Eukaryota; Metazoa; Arthropoda; Arachnida; Sarcoptiformes; Oppiidae. The record is from the annotation of a GenBank genome assembly.